Aureobasidium pullulans EXF-150 is the source of this 1710-nucleotide messenger RNA. RefSeq names its product alpha/beta-hydrolase. The transcript has 2 exons. Lineage: Eukaryota; Fungi; Ascomycota; Dothideomycetes; Dothideales; Saccotheciaceae. The record is from RefSeq and is a predicted model, not a curated record. Bases 1 to 1710 code for a protein of 569 amino acids. Gene Ontology annotation, molecular function: carboxylic ester hydrolase activity.
AUGCGGUGCUCGAAACUCACAGCCCUGCUGAGUUUGACUGGCAGUCUGUCUUGUGAAACCGACAACCCAGCUAUCGUCAGAGUCUACAAUGGCACCAUCAUUGGCACACACUCGGAUACCUAUGACCAAGAUCACUUUCUUGGUGUCCCAUUCGCUCAGCCACCUAUCAACGGUCUUCGUUUCCGUAAUCCCCAGUCACUGAACACCACCUUCUCAAACAACAUCUACCAAGCAACUGAGUACGCUCCAGCUUGCAUCGGGUACGGCUCUGGGGAAUCAGAUCUUCCCCUGUCAGAGGACUGUCUCUAUCUGAAUGUUAUUAGACCCUCGGGCUACGAAAAUGUUUCUCUUCCCGUUGGUCUUUGGAUCCAUGGUGGCGGCUUCACGACUGGCGGAUCUCGCAUGCCUGGAUACAACCUCAGCUACAUUGUCGAGAACUCAGUCCGGAUUGGUAAACCGAUCAUUGGUGUUUCCAUUGCAUAUCGUCUCUCUGGCUGGGGAUUCUUGGCCUCACAACAGGUGUCGGGUCAGGGUCAAACCAACAUUGCGCUGAGAGAUCAACGUCUUGCCAUGCACUGGACAAAGGAGAACAUUGGUGCUUUCGGUGGUGAUGCGGAGAAGAUCACGAUUUGGGGCGAGUCUGCAGGUGCGGCUUCAGUCGGCUUCCAGUUGACGGCAUACAACGGCCGCGACGACAAUUUGUUCUGGGCAGCCAUCAUGCAAUCCUGCAAUCCGAUCUUCUACUUCUCCUUCGACGUCGAAGCAGCAUACCAACCCGCUUACGAUGAUCUCGUGAAUCUGACCAGUUGUAGCACAGCCAUCGACACGCUCGAUUGUCUCCGUCAUGCCGACUAUCAGAUUGUCAACGACUUCUUCAACUCUACAGCGGGAAGCAAUUGGCAGCCCAUUGUCGAUGGAGACUUCAUCGCCAGAUGGGGUAGCCAGCAGCUGGCCGAAGGUGCAUUCGUCCACGUGCCAAUUAUUGAUGGCGCAAACAGUGAUGAAGGUACUUCUUUCUCACCGGUCGGUGUUAACACAACUCAAGACUUUGCUUCCGAUGUUACGGAGCUCGGCAAAGUUCCCGGAGAAGCAACUGGUUAUGCUGGCGCAAGUCCGUCACUUGCAGAGUCUUUCUUACCUGAAUUACUCGCCGCGUACCCCGACGGGCCUGAAUACUGGAUUCCGGGUGUUGAGGAGCUAGGCAACACAACCAUGAACGACUCUCGCGGUGCGAUGUAUCGACGCAGCGCUGCAUACUGGGGUGAUGUACGUAUUGUGGCCAAUCGUCGAGGAACAUGCGAAGCCUGGACGGCUAGAGGCAUAGAAGCAUAUUCCUACCGAUUUAACACCAGGUCCACAGGCACCCCAGUGCAGGCUGGAGUACCCCACGCCGAAGAGAUCCCAUAUGUCUUCAACAACACUCGUGGUCUGAGUCGUUCGACCGAGCCAGUCCAGGAUCAGCCGCAAUCUUACCAGGAGCUCGCAAUUCUCAUGAGUUCAACAUGGGCUUCAUUCAUCCACGACCGCGAUCCUAAUAGCUGGAUGAGAACGAAUGAGACCUCUGCUAGAUGGCCGGUAUACGAACUGCAAGAUCCAAAGGAGAUCGUUUGGGAUGCAAACGUCACAACCCUUUCUUACGUCGAAGAUGAUACCUAUAGGGCGAAGGGCAUCCGUUUCAUUCUCGACCAUGCAUUUGCAUACAGACGUUAG